CUCGCGCCCGGGGCCAAGGUCCUCCCGCGCCUGAGGCUACAGCGGGCGCCGAGAAGAGCGCCUGCGGCCCCCGCCCCUUCCUCCGCACUUCCGCGCCCCGGGACCAUGGCCGCGCCGGCGGGUGAGGAUGCCUGGCGGUGUCGGGGCUGUGGGGACCGUGUUGCUCCAAGCCAGAGGUUGUACAGGACUGUCAGCGAAGCCUGGCACAGCUCGUGCUUCAGGUGUUCGGAAUGCCAGGAGUCCCUCACCAACUGGUACUACGAGAAGGACGGGAAGCUCUACUGCCACAAGGACUACUGGAGGAAAUUCGGGGAAUUCUGCCACGGGUGCUCUCUGCUGAUGACAGGGCCUGUCAUGGUGGCCGGGGAGUUCAAGUACCACCCAGAGUGCUUUGCCUGUAUGAGCUGCAAGGUGAUCAUCGAGGAUGGGGACGCAUAUGCCCUGGUGCAGCACGCCACCCUCUACUGUGGGAAGUGCCAUAAUGAGGUGGUGCUGGCACCCAUGUUUGAGAGGCUCUCCACCGAGUCUGUUCAGGACCAGCUGCCCUACUCCGUCACACACAUCUCCAUGCCAGCCACCACCGAGAGCCGGCGGGGCUUCUCCGUGUCCGUGGAGAGCGCCUGCUCCAACUACGCCACCUCCGUGCAAGUAAAAGAGGUCAACCGGAUGCAUAUCAGUCCCAACAACCGCAAUGCCAUCCACCCUGGGGACCGCAUCCUGGAGAUCAAUGGGACCCCCGUCCGCACGCUGCGCGUAGAGGAGGUAGAGGAUGCAAUCAGCCAGACGAGCCAGACGCUUCAGCUCCUGAUUGAACACGACCCCGUCUCCCAGCGCCUGGACCAGCUGCGGCUGGAUGCACGGCUCUCCCCCCACCUGCAGAAUGCUGGGCACUCACACACCCUCAGCACCCUGGACGCCAAGGAGAACCUGGAAGGGACCCUGAGGAGACGUUCCCUGAGGCGCAGUAACAGCAUCUCCAAGUCCCCCGGCCCCAGCUCCCCAAAGGAACCCCUGCUGUUUAGCCGUGACAUCAGCCGUUCCGAAUCCCUUCGCUGUUCUAGCAGCUACUCGCAGCAGAUCUUCCGGCCGUGUGACCUGAUCCACGGGGAGGUCCUGGGGAAGGGCUUCUUUGGGCAGGCCAUCAAGGUGACACACAAAGCCACGGGCAAAGUGAUGGUCAUGAAGGAGCUGAUCCGGUGUGACGAGGAGACCCAGAAGACCUUUCUGACUGAGGUGAAGGUGAUGCGCAGCCUGGACCACCCCAACGUGCUCAAGUUCAUCGGGGUGCUGUACAAGGACAAGAAGCUGAACCUGCUGACAGAGUACAUUGAGGGGGGCACGUUGAAGGACUUUGUGCGCAGUGUGGACCCGUUGCCCUGGCAGCAGAAGGUCAGGUUUGCCAAAGGCAUCGCCUCUGGAAUGGCCUACCUGCACUCCAUGUGCAUCAUCCACCGGGAUCUGAACUCGCACAACUGCCUCAUCAAGCUGGACAAGACCGUGGUGGUGGCAGACUUUGGGCUGUCACGGCUCAUCGUAGAGGAGAGGAAGAAGCCCCCAGUGGAGAAGGCCACCAGCAAGAAGCGUACCCUGCGCAAAAAUGACCGCAAGAAGCGCUACACGGUGGUGGGGAACCCCUACUGGAUGGCCCCCGAGAUGCUGAAUGGAAAGAGCUACGACGAGACGGUGGAUGUCUUCUCUUUCGGGAUCGUUCUCUGCGAGAUCAUCGGGCAGGUGUAUGCAGAUCCUGAUUGCCUGCCCCGCACACUGGACUAUGGCCUCAACGUGAAGCUUUUCUGGGAGAAGUUUGUCCCCACAGACUGCCCCCCAGCCUUCUUCCCUCUGGCCACCAUCUGCUGCAAACUGGAGCCCGAGAGCAGACCGGCAUUCUCAAAACUGGAGGACUCCUUCGAGGCCCUCUCCCUGUACCUGGGAGAGCUGGGCAUCCCGCUGCCCGCCGAGCUGGAGGAGCUGGACCACACUGUGAGCGUGCAGUACGGCCUGACCCGGGACUCGCCCCCCUAGCCCUGGCCCAGCCCCCUGCUGUGGGCAGGGCCGUCCCAGCUUCCUGUGGAUCGGCAGCUUGUUGAGAAGCAGAACAAGCCAUCCCUACUACCUCCCCAGGAGGCGAGCCAGGCGCAGCACCAGGGAAAUGCAUCUCCUCACGUUCUGGGGCCUGGUUACUGUCUGUACACCCAACACUCGCCUGAAAGCUGUGAAGAAGAAGAAAAAAACAGGCUGGUCCCUGGGCCAGGAGGAAUCUGUUACUCGUGACCUCUCGGGAAUUCCCUGGGACUCCAGGCUCUUGCUUACACUAAUCAGCCAGGCAGGAUUCCAGGGUGAACCAGCCCCUGGGCUCCGAGGUCUGGGGUCCAGCUGAGGACUGGAGCACUUCAAGCGGCCGGUCGGUCGGUCGGUCGGUCGUGUGGAUGAGAGCAAGACUGGGGGCCAGGCUGCAACCCAAGGAUGUGAACUGACAGUGGUGCUACCCUCCCUUCACUGCAUGUCCCGCCCUCCCCUGGGCGGGGUCGAGGGAACAGGUUUCGAAGAGGCCCUUAGUUUGUGGUGGAACUGGCCAGGAGUCGGGAAGGGCUGGUUUCUGUUCACCUGCCAGGCCACGUCAACGCUUUCGCCUCAUGUUCUCACACUGCAUUGUGCAUGAGCAUCUCUCUGCCUGUAACAGGAAGUCGCCCACCUUGCAGGAAGAGGCUGGGGGCAGGAAAGAAAGAGGCUCUGCCCUCUGGGACCCCAUAUCCUGGCUGCUGUCCCUCGGAGCCUGAGACAUGUUGCCUAGAGCCGGGUGGAUUCUGGAGGAUAGUAUGGCUUGUCACAAGCCCGCUGCAUGAGGCUGGGGGAGUGGGAAUCUCAGCAGCCUUUUCGCCUUAUGGCAGCUACUGCCCACCCUUCACCAUGCCUAGGUCCAGGCACCAACUUGGGCAGGAAAAGGAGGUGGCAGAGUCCCAGAGCUUAGAUGCUGCGGGAGACCACUCCCUGAGCCGGGCCAUCUGUCCCGGCCUUCCCCUGCUGGCUAGCCCACCUCACUAGCUCCUGGCUGCAGCCUCCUGAGCCACAGCCAUGGGUGCUGUCAAGCCCUGCGGGAAGCCUCUGCCCUUGGCUCCCAGAACUCCAGGGACUCAACACAAAUAGACUGUCUCCUCCUAAGUGUCCGUGAGCGAGCUUGCGCCAUAUUUAACACAUUGGGAAUGGGUCGGGGUAUUGCUGCGAUGUGUGGUGGUUGUGUUGGGGUGGGAGGGAGGAGGUGGGUGGGAGCGAUUCAGGAGAGUGGUUGCUGUUAAUACUAUCCUGUUCUAUGUGUUGGGUGACAUGUGAAAUACUGCUCAUGGACCUGAUGAGUUGUGGGAUUAGAUGUCCCCUCUGGCUACGUUACACAGGCCGUACUUCUGUGUGGCGUGUGCAAGCUUGUGGGGCUGAGCCCUGGGCCCCCAGCAGCAGCAGGUCAGCGCUGUGGCUGGCUGUGCCUCAGCUGCCCCUGCAAGCGUGGGAGUGGUGGGCCCAAGUUGAGCCGUUGAGCAGACCAAAUAAAUUAAGCCGUUAACAUAACUGACGA
Molecule: messenger RNA, 3565 nt
Organism: Eptesicus fuscus (big brown bat)
Lineage: Eukaryota; Metazoa; Chordata; Mammalia; Chiroptera; Vespertilionidae
Gene: LIMK2
Product: LIM domain kinase 2
Exons: 16
Coding region: 106-2022 (638 amino acids)
Biological process (GO): protein phosphorylation; actin cytoskeleton organization
Cellular component (GO): nucleus; cytoplasm
Molecular function (GO): protein binding; protein serine/threonine kinase activity; ATP binding
Source: RefSeq, a predicted model, not a curated record